Molecule: messenger RNA, 1498 nt
Organism: Oncorhynchus masou masou (cherry salmon)
Lineage: Eukaryota; Metazoa; Chordata; Actinopteri; Salmoniformes; Salmonidae
Gene: gja9a
Product: gap junction protein alpha 9a
Exons: 1
Coding region: 1-1443 (480 amino acids)
Biological process (GO): cell-cell signaling
Cellular component (GO): connexin complex
Molecular function (GO): gap junction channel activity
Source: RefSeq, a predicted model, not a curated record
AUGGGGGAUUGGAAUUUUCUAGGGGGGAUAUUGGAGGAGGUGCAUAUCCACUCCACUAUGGUGGGAAAGAUCUGGCUCACCAUCCUAUUCAUCUUCCGCAUGCUGGUGCUGGGUGUGGCGGCCGAGGACGUGUGGAACGAUGAGCAGGCCGACUUCAUCUGCAACACGGAGCAGCCCGGUUGCCGGAACGUCUGCUACGACCUGGCUUUCCCCAUCUCCCUCAUCCGCUUCUGGGUCCUUCAGGUCAUCUUUGUCUCAUCGCCCUCGCUAGUGUACAUGGGCCAUGCUCUCUACCGCCUCCGAGCCCUGGAGAAGGAGCGGCAGAAAAAGAAGGUCCUGCUGCGUCGCGAGCUGGAGCUGGUGGACGUGGAGAUGGUGGCAGCUCGGAAAACGAUUGAGCGAGAGGUGAGGCAACUGGAGCAAGGCAAGCUCAACAAGGCUCCGCUGUCGGGGUCCCUGCUGCGCACCUAUGUGGCCCACAUCAUUACCCGCUCCGCCGUGGAGGUAGGCUUUAUAACGGGCCAGUACAUCCUCUAUGGCUUCCAGCUCUCCCCUCUCUUCAAGUGCGAGCGUGAGCCUUGCCCCAACGCGGUGGACUGCUUCGUCUCCCGGCCCACAGAGAAGAGUGUCUUCAUGGUCUUUAUGCAAUGCAUCGCAGUAGUCUCCCUCUUCCUAAACAUCUUGGAGAUCAUGCACCUGGGCUACAAGAAGGUCAAGAAGGGCAUCCUGGAUUACUAUCCACACCUGCAAGACGAGCUUGACGACUUCUACUCAAGCAAAACCAAGAAAGACUCCGUGGUGCAUCAGACAGGCAUUGCUUCCUCCGGCUGCAAGCCCACCAUGGCCUCCGCGCCCAGUGGCUAUAACCUCCUACUGGAGCGGGCUCAGGACGGUCACACCUACCCCUCCCUUAUCAACCCCUCUGCCUUCCUCCCUGUUCAGGGUGAACUGGCUGGUAAACAGAGUGUGGAAGAACUAAAAAAUGCUGCACAUAGCCUGACAGAGCACAACUCCAACUCCAAUAACACCAGCAGUGACAGCCGCUCACCGCCCUGCGACUCACUGACCCCGCCAAAGCAGGAGGAGCCAGAGGAGUCUGCAGACUCUCCCAUGCGCCCAAGGAACGCAUCUCACGCUUCCUCCUGCCCGACAUUGCUAGUAGGUGCCGGAAGGAAAACAUGGAGGGUCAAUGCUCCCUCAAAUUGUUCCACAGUGGUGGAAGGCAAAAGCUCAGACACAGAUUCUUAUGGGGGUGCUAAGGCCAGUGGUGGGUACCAAGCCCGGACUGCAUCGGAACCCAAAAUGCAUCCCUCCACCCCAGACUCACUAGAGGAAUCAAGUUUAGGGUCACAGCAUAGUCCGAGACCACCCUCUUCCAAUCGCAGACCAUCCUCCACAAGCAACGCAAGCAGUAGGCGAGCCCCCACAGAUUUACAAGUUUGAAUGCUAAGAGUAAAACCUUAUCUUUUGUCCCUUAUCAGACAAGAAAACUUCAGUU